Messenger RNA from Anopheles arabiensis, 1696 nucleotides. Its product is annotated as alpha-tocopherol transfer protein-like. Lineage: Eukaryota; Metazoa; Arthropoda; Insecta; Diptera; Culicidae. The record is from RefSeq and is a predicted model, not a curated record. The transcript is spliced from 4 exons. Gene Ontology annotation, molecular function: phosphatidylinositol bisphosphate binding. Gene Ontology annotation, cellular component: membrane. The coding region runs from base 361 to 1365 and encodes 334 amino acids.
UUAUCUAUCAACGCCACCGGAGAGAAUGUCAAAAACCGGAUCGCGUUCACGUUUGCGCCAGUGUGUGUGCAUGUAGUGGUGCGUUGAGAUUCACUGGACCACCGACCGGUGUGUUGCAUCUGACGCUCUCACCACACCACCCGAAACGUGGCCACAGUCGGACGGUUCCAGAAGCGUGCGGCGGGCUGCCUCACACCACCACUGCCAACGCUUGCUCUAUCUUAUCUGUGAGCUGAUCAAUAUAUCCUAAAAAAACAGUGCAGUGAACGUGUAAAGUGUAUAUGGCACAUUGUUAGCGGGACUGGUGCGUCAGUAGUGUGCUGAAAUUUGGUGCGGUAAGCCGGUUUUUGGUGGAGCGAGAUGAGCGUGAAGGUCGAUUCGGUAACAAGCGAAGUGUUCUCGGCACCGGCGACAGACAGAAAGAUGAUCCCUAUCCGAACGAUUCCCGAAUGUCUGAAGCGAAAGACAGCGGAGGAGUUGAACGAAAAGGAAGGCACACUUACCGAGGAGCUGACGAUGAUCAAGACCUGGAUGAAGCAGUCCGGUCACAUCCGGGGCCGGAUGGAGGAUCAGUUUUUGCUCGGAUUUUUGCGCUCCUGCAAGCACAGCAUGGAGAAGGUGAAGAUCAAGCUGGACACGUACUACACGAUCCGCUCGGUGCUGCCGGAGGUGAUGCGCAAACGCGAUCCACUCGAUCCGUUCGUGCGGAGCGUCAUCAAGAUGGGUGUUACAGUGCCACUGCCCAAAACGGUACACCCGGACGAUCCGAAAAUCAUUCUCAUCCGGGGUGAUGCGUUCGACGGCGACGUCUGUGACUUCCCGGAUAUACUGAAGGUGUUUACGAUGAUUGGCGAUUUGCUGCUGCGGGAUGACGAUCAGAUGAUGAUCUGCGGCCAGGCUGCCAUCAUCGAUCUGGGGCACUCUUCCAGCAGCCAUCUGUUCAACUUUAACCUUUCCUUCCUGCGCAAGGCAUCGAUUCUGAACCAACAGGCAUCACCGCUCCGACAGAAGGGUUUCCACUUUAUCAACACACCGAAAAGCUUCGAUCUGGUGCUGAACAUCUUCAAAGGGCUGAUGACGGAGAAGAAUCGCAAACGAACGAUCGUAUCGCACGGUUCCAGCCUGGAGUCACUGCACAAGUACUUCCCACCGUCCGUACUUCCGGCUGAGCUGGGUGGGGAGCUGGGUCCCGUCCAGCAGUACGUGGAUGAGUGGGAGCAAAAGCUGAUCGACAAUCGGGCGUACCUGAUCGAGGAGGAAGGGCUCGGCGUUGAUGAAGGCAAGCGCCGAACGACGAACCCGCUGGCCGAGGAGAAGGAUCUGUUCGGGACGGCUGGAACGUUCCGAAAGCUGGAGAUUGAUUGAGCUGGUUGACUGGACUUUGCGUGGGUAUAUUAGGCAAGCUGUCCUGAAGCCAGAAGGCACUGGGAGUGUUGUGAAUCAGACCUUGGUGUGUCUUUGUGUCUCUCAUGGAGCGUUGUUGAAGCUUUUCAUGCAAUUGGUGACACACGCGUGAGACGCUCAAACCCAACUCCAGUGGUUGCUGUGAUGCACCAUACUGUAGAGUAACCAUGGAAAAGCUUUUAUGAUUAAGUUUUAUGUAAACAAAUGUCUGUAGAUAAGAGCAUUUUAGUGAAUGUGUGAAAGUAAUAGGUUAGUUUUAAUGUUAUUUAACUAAUAAAACAAUAUAAAGAAA